Messenger RNA from Drepanopeziza brunnea f. sp. 'multigermtubi' MB_m1, 1782 nucleotides. RefSeq lists its product as uncharacterized. The record is from RefSeq and is a predicted model, not a curated record. Lineage: Eukaryota; Fungi; Ascomycota; Leotiomycetes; Helotiales; Drepanopezizaceae. Gene Ontology annotation, molecular function: uroporphyrin-III C-methyltransferase activity. Gene Ontology annotation, biological process: siroheme biosynthetic process; sulfate assimilation.
AUGCCCAUGGCACAUUCAACCUCCUCCCCUGCCACCUCCCUCCUCAUCUCCAUCCCCUCAACAGCACACACCCACCUCAUCAUAGGCAGCAACCCCCUCGCCGCCUCCCGGUGCGCGCAAUCCCUCGCCGCGGGCGCGUGUCCCCUGCUGAUCGCCCCCGGGUCCAGCGAGCUGCACUACGCGCUGCAGAAGCGGGUGGAUAGCGGCGAGGUGAAGUGGCUGCGGAAGGACUUUGAGGAUGGGGAUGUCUUGCGCUUGGGCAGGGAGGAGGUGGGCGGCGUGGUGGAUGCCGUGUUUGUUACGCUCGGGGCGAGGGACGGGAUGAGUGCGCACAUCUCCCAACUCUGCAGAAGGCACCGCGUCCCCGUCAACGUUGCCGAUGCCCCCCAGCUCUGUACCUUCUCCCUCCUCAGCACGUACACCUCGGGCCCCCUCCAGAUCGGCGUCACGACCAACGGCCGCGGGUGCAAGCUCUCUUCACGAAUUCGUCGCGAGAUUGCGUCUUCCCUGCCUCCGAAUCUCGGUCCAGCUUGCGCCCGCCUGGGCACGAUCCGGAAACGCAUACAAGAGGAAGACUUCCUUUCCCACUCGCUGCCGUCGCCUGAAGAGGAAGAGAGCACAGACCAGACGGCAGCCUUCAACAAGCUGGUCACGGAGGCGGAUCUGGAUGCGCAGAAGAGCCGGCGCAUGAGGUGGCUCUCUCAGAUCUGCGAGUACUGGUCGCUGAGCCGGCUGGCGAACAUCUCGGACGAGGAUGUCGAUUUGGUGUUGCAGGCUUAUGCAGCCGAUCCUUCCACUUCGGCGCCUCUCGAGCCGACGCAUCUGGACCGUGUGCAGAAGAAGGGGAGGAUCAUACUCGCUGGCAGUGGACCGGGACAUCCUGACCUCCUCACGCGCGCGACGCAUAAAGCCAUCCUGUCCGCGGACGUAAUACUCGCUGAUAAACUCGUCCCGUCUGGCGUGCUGGAUCUCAUCCCACGGCGAACACCCGUACACAUCGCGCGCAAGUUCCCAGGCAAUGCCGAGCGCGCGCAAGAAGAACUGCUCUCGCUCGGUCUCGCAGGCUUGCAAGCCGGAAAGAUAGUGUUGCGAUUGAAGCAAGGUGAUCCGUACGUUUACGGCCGCGGCGGCGAGGAGUUCGAGUACUUCCGGAAGGAAGGUUAUGGGGAUCGCAUUUCCGUGCUACCCGGGAUUACGAGUGCAUUGAGUGCGCCGCUGUUCUCGCACAUACCGGCGACGCAGAGGGCGGUGAGUGACCAAGUGUUGAUCUGCACGGGCACGGGACGGAAGGGGAAACCGAGUGUGCCGCCCGAGUUCGUGGAGACGAGGACGGUGGUCUUCCUAAUGGCGUUGCACCGCAUCGACGCGCUGGUUGCAGAUCUGACGUCGCACGACAGCCUUGAUGCGAAGCUGGUGCUCGAGGGUGGAAGCGUGGACGAGACGAGGCGGGUGUGGCCAAAGAGCACGCCGUGCGCGGUCAUCGAACGGGCGAGUUGUCCUGACCAGCGCGUCAUUCGGACGACGCUGGAGUUUGUAGGCGCCGCGAUUGAGGAGGAGGGGUCCAGGCCGCCGGGACUGUUGGUGCUGGGAAAUGCGUGUGAGGCGCUGAUCAAGGGGGAGAAGGGGCGGAAGUGGAGUGUCGAGGAGGGGUUCAAGGGGUUCGACGAGUUCACCGGGACGAGCCGUGGGCUCGACGAGUUGGUGAUUGACGACCAGAAAGUGGUGCAGGCGAGGCCGGAGGUCGUGAGGGGCGAUAGCCUGGGAAGAGAAUUGAAGGUUUGA